Messenger RNA from Chrysochloris asiatica (Cape golden mole), 6276 nucleotides. It is a transcript of the gene GTF3C1, whose product is annotated as general transcription factor IIIC, polypeptide 1, alpha 220kDa. The transcript has 37 exons. Gene Ontology annotation, cellular component: transcription factor TFIIIC complex. The coding region runs from base 1 to 6276 and encodes 2091 amino acids. The record is from RefSeq and is a predicted model, not a curated record. NCBI's taxonomy places the organism in Eukaryota, Metazoa, Chordata, Mammalia, Afrosoricida, Chrysochloridae. Gene Ontology annotation, molecular function: DNA binding. Gene Ontology annotation, biological process: 5S class rRNA transcription by RNA polymerase III; transcription initiation at RNA polymerase III promoter.
AUGGACGCUCUGGAGUCGUUGUUGGACGAGGUGGCCUUGGAGGGACUCGAUGGAUUGAGUCUUCCUGCGCUCUGGAGCCGUCUGGAGACCCGAGCGCCGCCCUUUCCACUGCCUUUGGAGCCCUACACGCAGGAGUUUCUGUGGCAGGCCCUAGCCACGCACCCAGGCAUCAGCUUUUAUGAGGAACCACGGGAGCGACCCGACCUCCAGCUCCAAGACCGGUAUGAAGAAAUUGAUUUUGAAACUGGAAUCCUGGAAUCCAAAAGGGACCCAGUCCCAUUGGAAGAUGUCUACCCCAUUCAUAUGAUUUUAGAGGAUAAAGAUGGCAUCCAGGGCUCCUGUCGUUAUUUUAAGGAGAGGAAAAACAUUACCAAUGAAGUCAGGACGAAGUCUUUGCAGCCUCAUUGUACGAUGGUGGAAGCCUUUGGCAGGUGGGGGAAGAAGCUGAUCAUUGUUGCUUCUCAGGACAUGCGUUACAGGGCCUUGAUCGGCUCGGAGGGCGACCCUGACCUCAAACUCCCUGAUUUCUCUUACUGCAUUUUGGAGCGAUUAGGCAGGUCCAGGUGGGAAGGAGAGCUCCAGCGAGACCUUCACAGCACUGCUUUCAAGGUGGAUGCUGGGAAACUUCACUAUCACAGAAAAAUCUUGAACAAGAACAGGCUCAUUACGAUGCAGUCGCACGUGAUCCGAUUACCCACUGGAGCCCAGCAACACUCGAUCCUCCUCCUCCUGAACCGCUUUCAUGUGGACAGGAGGAGUAAAUACGACAUCCUCAUGGAGAAGCUGUCGGGUGUGCUGAGCACGCGCACUAACCAGAUCGAGACACUCGGAAAGCUGAGGGAAGAACUGGGACUCUGUGAAAGGACUUUUAAGCGUUUGUACCAGUACAUGCUAAGUGCUGGACUAGCUAAGGUGUUGUCUCGUCCCCUACAAGAAAUUCACCCUGAGCGUGGACCUUGUAAGACAAAGAAAGGGACGGACGUCAUGGUUCGGUGUCUCAAACUGCUCAAGGAAUUUAACCGGCGGUACGAAGAUGACCAGGAUGAUGAUGAUGAUGAGGACGUCAUCUCCAAGGCAGUGCCUCUGGUGGACAUCGUGUUUGAGCGCGACAUGCUCACGCAGACCUACGAACUCAUUGAACGCAGAGGCACUAAAGGAAUUUCCCAAGCUGAAAUCCGAGUGGCUAUGAAUGUGGGGAAACUGGAAGCAAGAAUGCUGUGUCGUCUUCUUCAACGAUUUAAAGUUGUUAAGGGAUUCAUGGAAGACGAAGGUCGUCAGCGGACCACCAAGUACAUCUCGUGCGUAUUUGCUGAAGAGAGUGAUCUCAGCCGGCAGUAUGAGAGGGAGAAAGCACGAGGGGAGCUCCUGACCACAGUGAGCUUGGCCUCCGUGCAGGAGGAUUUGCUUCUGCCUGAGGGAGAAGAAACGUUCCUCUCAGAGUCAGACAGUGAGGAGGAGAGCAGCCGGAGCAGCAGCAGCAAGAGGAAAGGCAGAGGUGACGGGGCUCACCACCCGACCCCUGGCAAGGGUGGGUGGAAGGUCCUAAACCUACACUCAUUGAAGAAGCAGCCAUCUUGCUCCAUGGGCGCUGCCGAGGAGAAAGCCUGGAGCUCUUCCGGUGGGGACGGCCUUCUUGAUGCCAGUGGCUUUUCAGACCCCAGCGUGCCCUAUGGCUCUCACUGCGUGGAGACCAACAAUGGUGACAUAGCCGUGAUUGAGGAAGUCAGGCUGGAAAACCCGAAGGAGAGCAGCAGCUCUCAGAAGUCUGGGAAGCAAAACCAGGACAAGCCCCACGAAACUUACCGUCUGCUGAAACGCAGGAAUCUCAUCAUUGAAGCCGUCACCAACCUCCGCUUAAUCGAGAGCUUAUUCACGAUUCAGAAGAUGAUCAUGGAUCAGGAGAAGCAAGAAGGUGUGUCCACCAAGUGCUGUAAGAAGUCCAUUGUCCGCUUGGUGCGGAACCUGUCUGAGGAAGGUCUCUUGAGGCUGUACAGAACUACCGUCAUUCAAGAUGGCAUCAAGAAGAAGGUGGAAUUGGUGGUGCACCCUUCAAUGGACCAGAACGAUCCUCUCGUGAGAAGCGCCAUUGAGCAGGUCCGUUUCCGGAUCUCCAACUCCAGCACAGCAAGCAGGGUUAAAGUUCCCCCACCUCCAGUGCCCCAAGGGGAGGCAGAUGAAGAAAGUUCAGGAAAAGAAGGUCCCAGUGGAUUAGGAUACUCUCAUCCGAAUGCUUCCUCUAAAUCUGAAAGUGGACGGAUUAAAAAAACAGAAGAGAAAAUGGGCGUCACCCCGCUGAAAAAUUACCAUCCUGUUGUAGUUCCUGGACUGGGGCGUUCUCUAGGAUUCCUGCCCAAAAUGCCUCGCCUGCGGGCAGUCCACAUGUUCCUGUGGUACCUGGUCUAUGGACAUCCUGCUGGCCACAUGGUGGAGAAGCCGAUCCUGUGCAGUGAAAGGAGAAGGCGGGAGUCCUGGAGAGUGGCAGGUCAGCCCUUCUCUGGAAAUGACUCAGAGACAUCCUCGGAUGCCCUGUCCAGAGACAACGAAGACUGUACCACCUUGGAGGCUGAAGUGGAGCUCGCCACGGAGACAGUGUAUGUGAAUGAUGCCUCGUGGAUGCGCUUCGUCCCACCCAUCCCAAAUCACAGAGACUUUGGCUUCGGCUGGGCUCUUGUCAGUGAUAUUCUUCUCCGCCUGCCCCUCUCCAUCUUCGUCCAGAUUGUGCAAGUCUGCUACAAGGUAGACGACCUCGAGGAGUUUCUGAACGACCCUCUGAAGAAACACACACUGAUCCGGUUUCUCCCCAGGCCUGUCAGGCAGCAGCUCCUGUACAAGCGGCGCUACAUUUUCUCGGUCAUGGAGAGCCUCCAGAGGCUAUGCUAUAUGGGACUGCUGCAGUUUGGUCCCACGGAAAAGUUUCAGGAUAAAGAUCAGGUGUUCAUUUACUUGAAGAAGAACGCAGUUAUUGUUGACACCACCAUCUGUGACCCACAUUACAACCUUGCCCACAGCAGCCGGCCCUUCGAAAGGCGUCUCUACAUCCUCGACUCCAUGCAGGAUGUGGAAAACUACUGGUUUGACCUGCAGUGCGUCUGCCUCAACACCCCACUAGGUGUGGUGCGCAACCCACGCCCCAAGAAGACCAACCUGGAUCAGGGCAGUGAUGAGGAGGGCACUCUGCAAAAAGAGCAGGAGAGCGCCAUUGACAAGCACAACCUGGAGCGCAAGUGUGCCAUGAUGGAGUACACCACAGGCAGCCGCGAGGUCGUGGAUGAAGGCUUAAUCCCCGGAGAUGGACUGGGAGCUGCUGGCCUUGAUUCCAGCUUCUAUGGACACUUAAAGCGCAAUUGGAUCUGGACCAGUUAUAUCAUCAAUAAAGCCAAAAAGGAGAGCAUCGCUUCAGAAAAUGGGCUCACAGUGAGGCUGCAGACAUUUCUGACCAAGCAUCCAUUGCCACUUGGUAGUGGAGGCAGCAGCAAACUGAAUAUCUGGGGAGAAGCGCGAGCAGCUCCAGAGCUCUGUGCUGACAGGGAAGAACAAUUUGAGAUGGACAGAGAGCCCACGCUGGACAGAAACAAGAGAGUGAGGGGUGGAAAAAGCCAGAAGCGGAAGCGGCUGAAGAAGGACCUUGGGAAGAAGAUGAAGAGGAAGAAACAAGAAGAGCUGCCAGAUGACAAGAGCCGAAGGCCACGCUACCAUGAUGAGGCCGACCAGAGCGCCUUGCAGAGGAUGACACGACUGCGUGUGACCUGGACCAUGAAGGAGGACAGACUGAUCAUUUUUUGCCGAAUUGCCAGCAACAUCCUCAACACCAAGGUGAAGGGCCCAUUUGUCCCCUGGCAGGUCGUACGGGACAUACUUCAUGCUACCCUUGAAGAGUCUUUGGAUAAAACAUCUCUUUCCGUCGGACGAAGAGCUCGCUACUUAGUGAAGAAUCCACAAGCCUAUUUGAACUACAAGGUUUGCCUUGCCGAGGUGUACCAGGAUAAAGCACUUGUUGGAAAUUUUCUGAGUCGAAAGUGUAACUAUAGUGACCCAAAGGUGUGUGCCAGCGAGUUUAAAGAAUUUGUGGAGAAGCUUAAAGAGAAGUUUAGUUCGUCCCUAAAGAACCCUAGCCUUGAAAUCCCAGAUACCCUGCAGGAGCUAUUUGCCAGAUACCGAGUGCUGGCAAUUGGAGAUGAAAGAGAUCACAUCAGUAAAGAAGACGAACUUAACAGUGUGGACGACAUCCACGUUCUGGUGCUCCAGAACCUCAUCCAGAGCACACUGGCCCUCUCGGACAAUCAGAUGAAGUCCUGCCAGUCUUUCCAGACGUUCCGCAUUUACCGGGAGUAUAAGGACCAGAUUCUCGUCAAGGCCUUCAUGGAGUGCCAGAAAAGGAGCCUGGUCAACCGUCGCCGGGUCAACCACACACUGGGCCCAAAGAAACACCGGGCUCUGCCCUUCGUGCCGAUGUCCUACCAGUUAUCCCAGACCUACUACAGAAUUUUCACCUGGCGGUUCCCCAGCACCGUGAGCACAGAAUCAUUCCAGUUCUUCAGCAGGGUCCUGGCUGCUGGCAGGUUGGACCAGCCUGAUCAUUUUGCCUUCAAAGACCAGGAUAAUGACUCCUCAGAUGGCAUGGUGGCAUUUUCUUUGGACUGCCCUGGGGGACAUUGUGUGGCCGCCCUGACCCUCUUGUCUCUGGGCCUCAUUUCUCUGGAUGUCAAGAUCCCAGAGCAGAUUGUGGUGGUGGACAGCUCAAUGGUGGAAAACGACGUCAUUAAGAGCCUGGGGAAGGAUGGGAGCCUGGAAGAGGAUGAAGAGGAAGAGGAAGACUUGGAUGAAGGCUCAGGCAAGCGCCAGAACAUUGAAGUGAAGGCCCCCCAGGCCUCCCACACCAAUUACCUACUGAUGAGGGGCUACUAUGCCCCUGGCAUUGUCAGCAACCGCAACCUCAGCCCCAACGACAGCAUUGUUGUGAACUCCUGCCAGGUGAAGUUCCGGCUCCGCUGUACCCCCAACUCCAAUAGUCUUCGUCCCACUGACACUGCUCUGCAUGAGCUGGCAGUGGGAACCUCCUGCCUCCCUGACACCCUUACCAGAGUGAUAAGCACCCAGGACAACAGCUUGGAAGAGUUUGUGCACCUUGUGGCGCUGUCUGGGUACAAACCGGGAGACGUGGUUGCCGCCUUGGAGAUCCAGAGGGCCAUUGCAGCCACUGGGUAUUUUGGGAUUGACAAGGUGGCACUGAGCAAACAGUUUUCUGCCUUCGCAAAGACAGACAGUGAGCGUACCAGGACGUUCACUGACUAUGUCCAGGACCUCCUGGAGCAGCACCAGCUCUUGGAAGUGGGUGGCAACACCAUUCGCCUGGUGACCAUGGCUUCUGCCCAUCCCUGGCUCCUGCAUUCAGUGCGUCUCAAAGGUAAAGAGGAGGGUACCGAGCCUCUGAGAGAAGACCUCCACACCAGAGCCCUAGAAGGAUUUGCCAGUGAUGGGCAGCAGGGACCCCGGAGCACCAAGAGGCAUGCCAGCUGGGCCAGCACAGACCCAGCCAGUCCAAGCAGCUCCGACAGUGCCCGGCAGCCCCCUGUAAAGAGGCCUACGCUCCAGGACGUGCGCUUUACCCCCAGCCUUGGGCUGAGAGCAGAUGACGGUCCGGAAGGCCGAGCACCUGUUCUGCCUGCAGCUCCUGAAGACAUGGGGAGCCAGAAGCCUCCCCUGGGAGCAUCAGAGGCUGGGCAGGGAGACCAAGAGGAUAUCGAGGGAUCCAGCUCACCUGGUCAAGAACAUCUGAGCAGUCAGGCCCAGCUUCCAGAAGGCUCUGAAGAGCCCCGAGGUUUGACCGAGAGUUCUACAGCCGGCAGCCUCACACACGCAGCACAGGGCAGGGACUGUGAGAACAUCUGCUUCGUCGGCCGCCCGUGGCGCAUUGUGGACGGCCAUCUGAACACGCCCGUGUGUAAGGGCAUGAUGGAAGCCCUGCUCUACCACAUCAUGACCAGGCCCGGCAUCCCCGAGAGCCACCUGCUGCAGCAUUACCAGGGCGUUCUGCAGCCCGUGGCUGUGCUCGAGCUGCUUCAGGGUCUGGAAUAUCUGGGCUGUAUCAAAAAAUGUCUGUUGAAGAAGCCCUCGGUCGUCUCGCUCUUCUCAAAGCCUGUGCUAGAAGAGGCCGAGGCGCCCGCCAGCCAGGGCGAGCACCACACGGUGUUCUACGAGCCCACGCUGGACUGCACCAUCCGCCUGGGCCGAGUCUUCCCCCAUGAUGUCAACUGGAACAAGUGGGUCCACUUCUAA